This is a messenger RNA of Nymphalis io (European peacock), 2079 nucleotides long. RefSeq names its product ionotropic receptor 40a (gene Ir40a). The transcript is spliced from 16 exons. Gene Ontology annotation, molecular function: glutamate-gated receptor activity. NCBI's taxonomy places the organism in Eukaryota, Metazoa, Arthropoda, Insecta, Lepidoptera, Nymphalidae. The coding region runs from base 1 to 2079 and encodes 692 amino acids. The record is from RefSeq and is a predicted model, not a curated record. Gene Ontology annotation, cellular component: membrane.
AUGGUUUAUGAAAUUCAAUGUUUCAUUAAUAUCGGAGCUAUAUUUUCGAAAAGUCUACAGCGACUUCCAAGAGGUUUUCCGACAGCCUUGAUGGAUAUCGCUGCUGGAUUGCCCACAAAGAGUUUAGCUAUUGUAAGAGGAAAUACAACUGACAUACGGUCCGAGGAUAUUUGCGAAAUAAUGUGUAUUCUUAGUGAUAAUAAUAUACAAGUAAUUAACUUGGAUAUAAAGACAGCGGAGAGCAAAGAUGCAUAUUUCAGAUACCUUAAAAAAGGUCUCGAUACAUCCAAGGAAAGGUCGAGUCUGAUCCUUUGUGAACCAGAGGAAUGCGAAGAUAUACUUUACGAGAUUACAAUCAAUAAUUAUAUCCAUCGUUCCAUACUGUAUAUAUUCUACUGGCCACGUGGUGAAGUUAGUAGAUUAUUCCUCUCCAGUAUCAAGGAGGCUAUACGAGUAGCUGUGAUCACAAACCCGAGACCAGGCGUAUUUCGACUAUACUACAACCAGGCAACACCGGACAAGCUUAACCACUUGACCCUCGUCAACUGGUGGUCAGGUCGCCUCUACAAAUCUCCCGCCUUACCACCCGCUGAUAAGGUCUAUCAGGACUUCAAGGGUAGGAUCUUCAAUGUUCCCGUAUUGCAUGCACCUCCUUGGCACUUUGUGAUUUACAAGAACGACUCGACGGUCAACGUGACUGGUGGGCGAGAUGACAAAUUACUCUCAUUAUUAUCGAAGAAAUUAAAUUUUAAGUACCGGUAUUACGAUCCACCAGAAAGAAGUCAAGGCUCAAGGAUCGCUGCUAACGGAACAUUUAAAGGCACCCUCGGUCUGAUUAGGAAACGUACAGCGGAUUUUUUCGUCGGUGACGUAACAAUGACCUGGGAAAGAUUACAAGCGGUUGAAUUUUCAUUUUUAACUCUGGCCGACUCUGGAGCCUUUUUAACUCAUGCACCAGAUAAAUUAAGUGAAACUUUGGCAAUAAUCAGGCCUUUUAGAUGGGAGGUAUGGUUACUAGUUGGCGCCACUCUGCUCGUGACGGGACCAGCCCUGUGGGUUGUGAUCGCAGCUCCUACAUUAUGGCAAAGACGCAAGCGAAACCAACCGGGCCUUUUGAAUAAUUGCUGCUGGUUCACCACUUCAUUAUUCUUAAGACAAUCUUCCUCCAAAGAGCCAUCCAGAACACAUAAGGCACGUCUAGUUUCUAUUUUCAUCUCGCUCGGAGCAACCUACGUCAUUGGCGACAUGUAUUCUGCAAACUUAACCAGUCUCUUAGCAAGACCUGCGAGAGAACAACCUAUUGGCACGUUGCAAGCCUUAGAAGAGGCCAUGAGGUAUAAAGGAUACGAAUUGGUCGUGGAGGGACAUAGCUCUUCAAUGGCCAUUCUGCAGAACGGGACAGGAGUGUAUGGUCGCCUCGCUCGUCUCAUGAGACGUCAACGCAUACAACGCGUACGAAGUGUCGAAGUAGGUGUCCGCUUGGUGUUGACAAAACGUCGAGUAGUGAUACUGGGCGGGAGAGAAACAUUGUUCUACGAUACAGAGAGAUUUGGUUCACAUAAUUUUCAUUUGAGUGAAAAAUUAUAUACACGAUAUUCAGCAGUUGCUUUGCAAAUCGGUUGCCCUUAUUUAGAAUCUUUUAACAACGUGAUAAUGACUCUAUUCGAAGCUGGUAUAUUAGCUAAGAUGACAACAGAUGAAUAUAAAAAUCUCCCGGAACAUUCUAGAAGAUCGGAACCGGUUACCGAGAGUGAUAGAAAAGAGAGCAGUGACGCAAUGGAAAAUGUUCAAACUCCGCAGGCGCAAGCAGAGUCCACAAUUGGUCUUGAACCAGUUUCGCUUAGAAUGCUUCGUGGAGCCUUUUGCCUUCUCAGCAUUGGUUACUUUUUAGCAGCUGCCGUUCUUGUAACAGAAAUACAAGUACAUCGUAAGAAAGCGAAUAUAAAAACAAAGGAGCGAUUUCAGACAUCGACCAAACGGAAGUCAGUCAGGGUUCGUGUUAAACGACAUUUCGAAAGGAUAUAUAGAUACAUAUACGUGUUUGUUGAUAAGGCUUUAAGGCACGAUGCUAGAGAAUAA